AUGCCGCCCUUCUUCUCCUUCGACCAGGGCAAUGAGUCUGCUCCGCGUCACAGCUACGCCAACGAUGCGUCACCGCUCCUGGGACGCUUCCGUGCCGUCCCGCGGACAGACCAGAACAGCAACUAUGCUCGUCGCAUUGGCGGCGGCGGAGGCGGCGUCGGGGGACAGCUCGCCGGCUUGAUUCCCUGGCGAGGCAGCGUGCAUAUCGGUUACGGUGCGCUUCUUGCGCAGCAACUUGAGGAUGCGGAUGACGAAGACGACUCAGACGGCGAAGAGCUUGACGGAGAUGAGAGCUGGCUAGUGCGAUGGACGCACCGAAUAUGGCGUAGGAUGGAGGAUCUGUGGGUGACGCCAAAGCAGGCUGCUGUGAGAAAGGUUGCAGACGUUUGGUGGAGUCGUUGGUUUGUGCCGUUGGCUGGUGUGCUCUACCAUUCCCGCAAUAUCCGCUACCGGAGGAUAACCAAGAUCAUGCAUUCAGUGAGAGAGGCGUACGCUGAGAUUUAUUUGCGCACAUUGCCGCAUAAGAAUUUUGACACCGUCGUAUACGUCUACGGAUGGAUUCUAACCGUGCAUCUCUUGGAUGGCCUCACAGGCUGGAUCUUGGGAGGCAACGAAGGAGAGCGGGUGGGAAGCUAUCCUCUGAGUUGGAUAUUCAAACUAUAUUUCAUGCUGACAUAUCAAACCUACGUCCGCGCUCUGUACGCCCGCCUGCGGUCGCCCUCCCAGUUCGUGUUGCUGCAAGUCCUCUCCUCCACCAGCCUCAUCGUCAUCACGCCCAUCCUCAUGUCCGCGCCUUUCCACUGGCUCCUCACCGUGCUCAAGUUCAACGGCCAGUCCUACGGCGCCUACCAGAAGCUCGCGAUCCGCAACGUCUUCAUACGCUUCCUCGCGGAGAACGCCAGCAUGCUCACCUUCCUCGGCUCCGUCGUGGUGCUACACUUUGGCGCCAACCGGGACGUCUACCCGUACUUUUCCUUCGACGACGCCGCCGAGGACCAGCCCGCCAGCAACCCGGACGAGUACACGUUCCAGCUGACCUUCUACGCCUCCAGCAUCACGUGGGCGUGCGAGCUCGUCGCGAGCUUCGUCGUCGCCGGCCUGAUCCGCUGGAUCUUCGGCGUCAACGUCGUCACCGAGGGCAAGCUCGACCUCGCCGUGUGGCCGGAGCUGCUGCCCACCAGCGUGGCGGUCAUGUUGCAUGUGCUGCAGAACAUGCUGUUCUCAAUCAUCCGGUUACAGUUCCGCUAG
This is a messenger RNA of Phaeoacremonium minimum UCRPA7, 1248 nucleotides long. RefSeq lists its product as hypothetical. Bases 1 to 1248 code for a protein of 415 amino acids. The transcript is spliced from 4 exons. NCBI's taxonomy places the organism in Eukaryota, Fungi, Ascomycota, Sordariomycetes, Togniniales, Togniniaceae. The record is from RefSeq and is a predicted model, not a curated record.